Portunus trituberculatus (swimming crab) is the source of this 3414-nucleotide messenger RNA. RefSeq names its product protein O-linked-mannose beta-1,2-N-acetylglucosaminyltransferase 1-like. The record is from RefSeq and is a predicted model, not a curated record. The coding region runs from base 996 to 3218 and encodes 740 amino acids. Gene Ontology annotation, molecular function: beta-1,3-galactosyl-O-glycosyl-glycoprotein beta-1,3-N-acetylglucosaminyltransferase activity. Gene Ontology annotation, biological process: protein O-linked glycosylation via N-acetylgalactosamine. Gene Ontology annotation, cellular component: Golgi membrane. The transcript has 3 exons. Lineage: Eukaryota; Metazoa; Arthropoda; Malacostraca; Decapoda; Portunidae.
UGUUUGUUAUUUCACCUCCCUUUUUUGUGAUUUAUUUGUUUUAAUUUGUUUGUUUUUUUCAAGCUUCAUGAAAUUGCAAGUGAAAGCUUUAUUAUACAUGAAUUUUUUAAGAGGGAAUACCAAUAAAAUAAGGUUAGUGUAUGUCUGUAGCUAUUACAGUUUUGACCAAGCAGAGUGAGGGGUCACGUCAACUUAAUGCCGUGACUCCUUUGCACAUUAAUGCCUUACCGUCUCAGUUCAAUAUAUAUUUUACCAGGGUUGCGCUAUCUUCCCCUUCCAACCACUAGCCUGACAACAGCUAAGCAUCAAUUGAGUUAAAGUAUCCAGGAGGUAGAUUUAAAAAUUAAUUGCAGGUGUUUGAGUGACUAAUUGAUUGAAAAUGAAAUAGUGAAAGAAAAGCACUAAACAGGUGACGCAUAAAAAGGUAAAAAAAAGGCAAAAGUAAAUGAAAUAAAAGAUAAACUGCAAUCCGUUAAAUGAUGGACUCGCCAUAACUUUUGUUCCUCGUUGGAGAAAGUGUACAGGAAAAGUGUCCAUCACAAAGAUAAAUGGUACAAUAUUUGAGAGAGAAACGAAGAACUAAUAUUUUGCCGUUAAAAACGCUCUAUACUUAUCGCUUACUUAAUGGCUUCAUAACUGUAUAGGAAGGCUGUGGGGAGACAAGUGACGAGGAAAAAUGAGCUUCAAAAUAAUACUGGUUAACUUUUCCUCCUACGUCACACGAUCCCAAACACUUCAUUCCCUAAACUCGUUUGGUAGAAGGUGAACAGUACCGUAGUGCUCCUGUUACUGCAAAGGGAAGCAAAUGCGGGACACUAACUACACCCGGGUACUACAGUAUAGCGAGGAAAGCUGCAAGAGGCUGAGAAGUCUGCACGUGGCAUCAGUCAUGCAGCUAAACGAAACAUUGGUCACGGAAAGAAGACUAAUCGUGAGGUAGCGGCCGUGUUUUGUGGAGUGCUGGACAUCCAGGCAGUGGUUCCUCAGUUGUUCCCAUGCUACUAGGAUGGCGACCUGUAGUGGCCUGCUUGGUGUGGCGACUGUUGUGCUGGGGCGCAGUGCAGGCCAGGGUGUUCUCCGGGGACGUAGUCUCGGCCGAGGAUGGCGCGUCUGUGGGUGUGUCGUGCCUGCAGGAGGAGUGCGACUGGCGGGGCUGGAGUGACUUCAGUUCGUUUAAGAAAGUGCCGGUAUUUCAUCCCGGAGAGCAGGAUGGCCUGGUGAUGACCGUCCUGCACGAGACCACGGGUGUUGUCCUGCUGAGGAAGACAUUCCGCACGUGGCACAUCUACAGCCACGCCCUUGACCUGGUGUGGUGGGUGGGGAGGCUGCGGGCAGGGCGAGUGGUGGUGCUAGUAGUGCGGGGGUCGGGAACAUACGGGUUGGGGGACGCAAUUCCGGCCCUCACUGAUUUAGGUUCUCUGUUGGCUCGCCACGCCCCGCCAAGCGCUCUUCUGGCGUGGGCGUUUAUUGUGGGCGGGCGUACCCUAUUAGAGACUAUGAGUCCUUACCAUCGGCCCUCUAACACCAGCCUCCACGCCCACUUCCUGCUGCCCGCCGCCCCCAUCCUGCCAGUGUUACCUGGUGGCCUCGUCCCUGUCUCGCAGGAACGUGUCUGUGACUCUCAAGCAGCCUUGGGGCCAUUGUGUGAUCCUGUGGCUCCUCUAGUCAUGACGCUGUCAUUGGUGGAAGAUGGUCAGAAAGAGGAGGGGAAAGGAAAGGUAGGAGUGGUGGUGUGUGCCGGUGGGAGGUUCCAGUACCUUGCCCACACCCUCGUCAAACUCCUGCACAACCGUGGCCUCGCCCCGCAUCAUGUCAUUGUGGUGUUCAGUGGAUUGCCAACCCCCGAGGUGCUCACGUUCCUGGAGUUGCUACAUCUCAGACACAGCGUGGUGGACGUGCCUUUGGAAGUGCCGUCGAUCAAUCAUCGUUUGUUUAAGUUUUAUCGCGAGGCGUGGCGCGUAGGGGUGGUCACUUUCCCUGAUGUUCUUUAUUUGGCCUUCCUGGACGAGGACGUGGAAGUGUCUCCAGAUUGGCUGUCACUGCUGCUGCACCUGGCCCCAGCCCUAACCCUAGACUCCUCCUUGUGGUGUGUGACUGGAUCUGGCUCCCCACAUCCCGCCCAGUACCGCGAUCCUCGCCGAGUGAUACGCGCGGGGCGUCAGCCUGGCUGGGGCUAUCUAUUGCUGGCAGCAGAGGCACGGUCAGUGGUGGGGACGUGGCCGGACGCAGCCCAGACACUUCUGUAUGACACCUUCCUGAUGAAGACAGUCGGGCGAGGGCGGGAGUGUGUGUUCCCCAUGCUGGCUCGCUCCCGCCACUACGGCGUGGGCGUCAACACGGAGCCAGAGAUCCAUCACUUUUACUUUCUGGGGCUUCCGCUGCACGAUGGCUCCCCAGCUGUCUUGCCCCCACCCGAAACCCUCACCCAGCAGCAGUACGACAGCCAGAUGUGGGCACGCUUGCGGGUGGCGGUGCCCGUCACCAGGAACCCCUGCGCCCCGGGUUUCCUCCGUGCCCCUGAUGAUGGCCCACCAACAGACUUGGUGUUUUUCUUCUUCAUGGAUAAUCUGAAGAACUCACUUGAGUGGGCCAUGCUGGGGGAGUGUGUGGGCGCCUGGCCUUACUCCACCCAGGCCAUGCACCGCGGAACUGUGGAGCUGCCACAGGCCUGGGGCGGCUCAAUGUGGCUGGUUGGGGUGCCGGCCUCCCCCUAUCACACUCUGAGGCCCCCUGCCGUGCCCACGUGGCGUCCCGUCACGGACAGGCAGCUGGAAGAGCACGACCAGUACUUUUCGUCCUUGAGGCCUCGUCCGAACCUCACCGCCAGGACCAUGGACGCCGCCCUCUCGCACCUCUUCCUCUCGGCCUCCCUGCCCAAGGACGAUAAACCAGGGCCCAGCUUAGCGGCAACAGACAUCCCUCCCAGUGACGGAACAUCGGACGCUACACCAAUGGAUGCCCCCAAUAACACAGUCUCCACUGUAACGACACCGAGCCCCUAUGCUAAUGACUUGACAGCUAUUACGACACCAUCAGACUCCGCUGGCGACCUCUCAGCACUCAGCUCGACACCAACACGUUCCUCGCCGCUGCUGGAGUCAUUGCCUGCUGCUGUCUUGGAAGGAACCACCGAGCCUGUCAGUCCUCCUCACAAUAAUAAGACUGACAUGUAUGUAGAAAAUAGCGAAUUUAACAGUACAACACCCACAAGUACCUGAAAGUAAUGAAGAAACUAUCAGCUUUUCCUUUGUUACUAUUAUUAUUAUUAUUAUUAAUAUUAUCAUUGUUAUUAUUAUUAUUAUUAUUAUUAUUAUUAUUAUUAUUAUUAUUAUUAUUAUUAUCACUACUUCAUUGUGUGUGGUUCAUCAGAUACUUUCUGCUUAAACCAACAGAUCUUCAUGUUUUUUCCAUAUA